UCUCUCCCUAUUUUUAUCUUCCGAAAGUCACACUCACUAUCAUCCUCCCUCCUCUCCUGCACUUCCCCCAAACAAAAUCCUCUCCCUUCUCUCUAUCUUUCUUCCCCCAUUUUUGAUCUUCCAAAGUCACUCUCUCAAUAUCAUCACCCUCCCUCCUCCUCCUCCUCCUCCUCCUCCACCUCCCCCGACCAAAGCAAACCGAGUCUCUUUCUCUCUCUCUCUUAAAGGAGAAGAAGAAAGAAGGGUUGGUGAUAGAGGAUAUAGACUAAGAAGGGAUGGCGCAGCUUAUGGUGGACAAGUGCGGGGAGGGCUUGCUGGUGGCGGUGGAGGCACAGAAGGCAGUUCCGGCGCCGUUCCUGACGAAGACAUACCAGCUGGUGGACGACCCCGCCACCGACCACAUCGUGUCGUGGGGCGACGACGACUCCACCUUCGUCGUGUGGCGUCCCCCCGAGUUCGCCCGCGACCUCCUCCCCAACUACUUCAAGCACAACAACUUCUCCAGCUUCGUCCGCCAGCUCAACACCUACGGUUUUAGGAAGAUAGUACCAGACAGGUGGGAAUUCGCCAACGAGUUCUUCAGGAAGGGCGAGAAGCAUUUGCUCUGCGAGAUUCACCGCCGCAAGACCGCCCAACCCCAACUCACCCACCACCACCCGCACUCCGCCUCCCCGCUUGGCGUCCCCACCUCGGGCUUCUUCCCUUUCCCAAGCCGCCUCAGCAUCUCUCCCUCCGACUCCGACGACCAGCAUUCCCCCCACUGGUGCGACUCGCCGCCCCCUCCCCCUCCACCACCGCUCUCUUCUCCCCGAAACGGCUGUGGCGGCCACAACAACAGCGUGGGGCUUGUCGCGAGCGCCGCCAAUUGCGGCAGCUCCGCCGUCACUGCCCUAUCCGAGGACAACGAGAGGCUGCGGAGGAGCAACAACAUGCUCAUGUCCGAGCUCGCGCACAUGAAGAAGCUCUACAACGACAUCAUCUACUUCGUCCAGAACCACGUGAAGCCUGUCGCUCCCAGCACUUACUCGUGGUCGCAGCCUUCUCUGGUGCAAAAACCCUCGAACCAGCUCCUUGGUUACAAUAAUUACGCCAAUGCCAUUGCGGCUCCCAACAAUAAUAAUUGUGUCGUCAGCAAUCACGUCAAGCCGGUCGUCCGCAGUAGCAGCAACGUAACACAGAGCUCUCUAACUAUUCUUGAAGAUCCGCCGGUCAUGAACAAGAUGAAGCUCUUCGGCGUGCCACUUCUGUCGAAGAAGCGGCUGCGCCCGGAGUACAACUCGAGUCCGGUGGGUUACAUGGAGACCAACAAGGCUCGUUUGGUGUUGGAGAAGGACGACUUAGGGUUGAAUCUUAUGCCUCCUUCAACUUGUUAAGGUUCUUGCCGAUGAUUAUGAUGAUGAUGAUCAGUUUUUCGUGCAUUAUUUGAAGAAGCUGAGGCCGAGGUUUCUUGUCUUUUCCUUUUCCUUUAGUUUAUUUUUGAAGAGGUUUUCUUUUCUCUUUUUUUUUUCCCCUUUUUUUCGCUUUAAUUAUCUUCUUGCCCUCAGAGUCUGAUAUAUAUUGAUGAGAGUUAUGUGUGUGCGUGCGUUAUGGGUGUUUGUGAUCUGUACAUAUCUUUUUCCCCUCCUAACCAUUUAAUACAGGUGGGCUAUAUCUUGAUUAGAGUGAUAUCAUCAAAAGCUUUAAGUCCAAA
This is a messenger RNA of Syzygium oleosum, 1690 nucleotides long. Its product is annotated as heat stress transcription factor B-4-like. NCBI's taxonomy places the organism in Eukaryota, Viridiplantae, Streptophyta, Magnoliopsida, Myrtales, Myrtaceae. The transcript has 2 exons. Gene Ontology annotation, molecular function: DNA-binding transcription factor activity; RNA polymerase II cis-regulatory region sequence-specific DNA binding. The record is from RefSeq and is a predicted model, not a curated record. Gene Ontology annotation, cellular component: nucleus. Gene Ontology annotation, biological process: regulation of transcription by RNA polymerase II. The coding region runs from base 276 to 1373 and encodes 365 amino acids.